This is a messenger RNA of Peromyscus maniculatus bairdii (prairie deer mouse), 880 nucleotides long. It is a transcript of the gene Timp1, whose product is annotated as TIMP metallopeptidase inhibitor 1. Lineage: Eukaryota; Metazoa; Chordata; Mammalia; Rodentia; Cricetidae. Gene Ontology annotation, molecular function: protease binding; metalloendopeptidase inhibitor activity. The record is from RefSeq and is a predicted model, not a curated record. Gene Ontology annotation, biological process: negative regulation of endopeptidase activity; negative regulation of membrane protein ectodomain proteolysis; response to cytokine. Gene Ontology annotation, cellular component: extracellular matrix.
CGAUUCCUGAAGUGGGUGGAUGAGUAAUGCAUCCAGGAAGCCUGGAGGCUGUGAUUUCCGCGCCAACUCCGCCCCUUGCAUGGACAUUUAUUCUUCACCGCUCAGUCCCUGCCGCCAUCGUCGCAGAGAUCGGGCUUCUAGAGAGACACUAAAGAUACCACUAUGGCCCCCUUUGCAUCUCUGCUCUCUGGCAUCCUUUUGUUGCUAUCACUGAUAGCCUCCAGUAAGGCCUGUAGUUGUGCCCCACUCCACCCACAGACAGCCUUCUGCAACUCGGACCUAGUCAUAAGGGCUAAAUUCAUGGGGUCCCCAGAAAUCAACAUGAGCACCUUAUACCAGCGUUAUGAGAUCAAGAUGACCAAGAUGCUCAAAGGAUUCGAUGCUGUGGGGAAUGCUGCAAAUUUCCGGUUCGCCUACACCCCGGCCCUGGAGAGCCUCUGCGGAUACGUCCACAAAUCCCAAAACCUCAGCGAGGAGUUUCUCAUCACGGGACGCCUAAGGAACGGGAAUUUGCACAUCAGUGCCUGUAGCUUCUUGGUUCCCUGGCGUAGCCUGAAACCUGCUCAGCAAAAGGCCUUCUCGAAGACCUAUAGUGCUGGCUGUGGGGUUUGCACAGUGUUUCCCUGUUCAACCAUCCCUUGCAAACUGGAGAGUGACACUCAAUGUUUGUGGACAGAUCAGAUCCUCAGGGGCUCUGAGGACUACCAGAGCCGUAACUUUGCCUGCCUGCCCCAGAAUCCAGGGUUAUGUACCUGGCAAUCUCUGGGGGCCUAGAUGACUCAAAGUCUACCCCCCAGUGGAAGCUGAAGCCUGCACACUGUUCACCUUUCCUCCAUCUUUCUUUCUCGUAAAUGGUGAAAUAAAGAACUAUCACACAGCA